Macrobrachium nipponense is the source of this 2271-nucleotide messenger RNA. Its product is annotated as G-box-binding factor-like. Lineage: Eukaryota; Metazoa; Arthropoda; Malacostraca; Decapoda; Palaemonidae. The transcript is spliced from 4 exons. The coding region runs from base 836 to 1609 and encodes 257 amino acids. Gene Ontology annotation, molecular function: calcium ion binding. The record is from RefSeq and is a predicted model, not a curated record.
GAAAAACUUCAAACAUCGACAUGUCUUCAGAUUACGACACCACGCCUCAAACAGACAAUAACAGAGCCGUACCACACUCAGUACGAACUGAACUUGUAUGUUUAACAAUUGUGUAUAUUCAGUUGGUGUGAAUGAAAUAAGAAAAACUGCUCUGAGUCUUUCUUGCCUCCUGAGACUUUAAAGAAUUAUUGAAGGAAUCCUGAGACUACAAGAAACCAGAGAAUCUACGAAUCUACAAACAAUAAUAAAUAGACACAAAGCAAAUAACAAUAAAGUUCUUUACACUGGCAAAGUAAUAAUAGACUACUUUACAUAGGAGGACUACAAAUAAAUAAAAGAACGUAACAAUAAACAAAUAUAUUACAUUGGUGCGCAGUUGAAAAGGAUCCGAAGAAAAACGUAGACAAGUGAAGUGCGAGACGUACAAGAAUUACAGACAGCAAGGCGUAUUGACAAAACAGAGCUCAAGAAUUUCAAAACAACCGCGAGUCACAACUCGUGAAGUGAAAACAAAGGCGAAUCAUAACAUGUGAACGGCGAGGCACAUCGACGAAAACAUUCCCACUUACAGAAACUGACAACAAGCAGCGGGUAGUGGAAAUAGAAUUUAUAAACAUUAUCACUUAGAAAACCCAUGGCUAAUAAAUAAUAUUCCCCGAAGUGAAAAGAAAAACAUUGUACAUAAGAAGGUAAACGUGGAGAUGGGAUAAUCAGUGGCAAUUAGCGAGUUCCAGUGUUGGUCGCGGAAGGGGAAAAGUGAAGCAUUCAAGAGAAUUCAGUGAUAACAAACUACAGUUAAAACCAACGACACAACAGUAAGGUAAUUACAGCUGCCAUGACGCUGUCAGAGAUGUCUUUCGCUUUAGUGCUGCUAAAGGCCCUGGUGGCCUUGGCACAAGAACAUCAGGGUCAUGUUCACGAUUUCCAAAUAAAUGAGCAACAGGCACAAUUUCAGCACCAAGAACAUGUUAAUCAACACCAGGAGCAGGUUCAUCAUCACCAAGAACAAGCACACCAACACCAAGAGCAGGUUUUUCAACAACAAGAACAGAUAAUCCAACAAGAGCCACAGCCUCCCCAGGAGCAAGUCCAUCUCCACGAACAGGUUCAUCUCCAUCAAGAACAUGUACAUCAACACCAAGAUCAGGUACACCAACAACAAGAACAAGUGCAACAAAAUCUAGAAGGGACGCAGGACAAUCUAGUACAGGCGCCUCAGCAACAUGAACAGGUACAUCAUUCCGAAGUCCCCCACCAACCCGAGGCAAAUAUUGAGGGACAGAACCCUCAAAAAGGCCAGCUUUUGAAGUUCAGUGAGCAUGACCUCCAGCAUCACUUGUACGAGGAGACCUACCUAGACUCCUCCGGGAUGUCUGAAUCCGAGAAACAAUACCACUUCUUCGUUGCUCACGACUAUGACAACGACUGGGAACUUGAUGGAACUGAAAUCAUGCAGUCCCUCUAUCACGGCGCGGAUGAGGAGCAGCAGGUUAUCCCAGAGGAAGAUCUGGCUUUCAAGAUUGAUUUCCUUCUGAAGGAGUUCGAUUUCAACCAAAAUGGGAAGCUGGACUUUCCUGAGUUUAUGGCGUCCUCGGCAAGAUUUCAGUAGUGAAAAUUGUAUCACUCACUCCCUACACGCAAUGCUGGAGGAAUGUAUGUACAUACAAGGCAAUGGCCUUUUAGGAUAUCAUCAGCAUUACACGUGGCCAGCUUCUGUUUUUAUCAUGUAAUUUUAAAACUACUUAAGAGGGUGAUAACACGAUAAAAGAGACAUUUGCCUUCAAGCCAAAGACGAGAUUUGCAGCAAAUGUCAGGGACUGGGCAGCUGGAUUCUCGCGCGUUUCUCUGACUAAGUCCUGAAUGGUUAGUUAACCUUCAGAAAAGAAACUUCUGUCGAGUAGCCAUGAGACCUGAGGGGAAUGCAGAUGGACCAGAAACUGUUUUUGCCACCGACGCAUUUCAUUUGAUCCAAAUUAUUAUUACUACAUUUUGAUGCUUUUAUUAUUUGAGCUACUGCAAAAUAAUUGCAAAUUAUACUUACUUGUAACAGUAAGGGGCUGUUUUUUUCUAAAGAUUCUGACUUCCCUGCAACAUAAGAGCAAUUAUUUUGAUAUCCGUUUCCCAUCGCUGUUUCCCAGUAUUUGUGUCACAAUGAAUGAAGGGUGAAAGUUUGUUCUUGUUGGAGCUGCAUAUUUUUUUCAAUAAUUUCCAUUUCAAGUAAAUAUUAAGUUGUUAAAAAUAAAUAUUAUAAAUACUAUCCUUUUUCUAUCU